GACGUGUUCACUGAGAAUGACUAUUUUCCUUUCAAAGUGGUUACCAGUGGCUACAGGUGGCCAUGUUGGGGUAGAGUCAACAGCACACAGCCUUUAUGGGCAGGUGUGUUACCUGUGGCUCCCUCUGGAAGCACUUCCGAGGGCUCUGCUGCCACGGCUGACCGACUGACACACCAAUGAAAAAGACGACGGAAAAGAUCAUGCAAUAGUUUUCCUCGUCACCACCGCUUUAAUCGCCCCUGCAACCACCCGCCUUUUAUUCCGGAGCUUUGAACCUGCAGUCAGCCCCGCACGGGUUUUUGGUGGCAGACGGAGGGAAGUGCUUCCUGAUAAUAAAGAGGUGCGUCUUAUUUCCAUUCCAGUGAUUGACUGCGCACGGCUUUCACCGCCGGAGCUGGGGGCAUUGACGCAUUGUGGAGUCGACAGGGGGUAGCACUGCAACCCCGGCUUCGCAACACAACGGAGGCAUCUAUCGCCGAAACCGCGAUGGCCGUGGUGCAGCUCGACACGGAGGACCAUCAACCUGAGAACGGCUUCGUGUCCCCCGAAACCACGUCGCCGGGGCUGCUGACACGCAUCGACGGCUCUAUUCUGCCAUUUCUCGGGGGAUUUGGGAAGUACCAGAAACAGCUGAUCGUGCUGACAUGGAUCCCGGCGUUAUUUAUUGGAUUCAGCCAGUACUCUGAUAAUUUCCUCCUCGCCCAGCCGAACAACACAUGUAUCCAGCCUUUGGCAAACCUGAGCAAUCAGACUACAAGCCAUUCCUCGUUGUUAGACAGUCCAAAAAACAGCUCGCGGCCAGCUUAUAUUCAUGCCAAUGGAAGUUACGCCGGUACCCACAAUGACACGGCCAACACGCAGUGUAGGUGCAAUGAGUGGACCUUCGAGCUGCACACAGGACUUGUACAGAACGUGGUUACAAAGUGGAGUCUGGUGUGUGACUCAGCAUGGAAAGUCCACAUCGCCAAGUUUUCUCUGUUGGUGGGGUCCAUCUUUGGAUACCUGACGUUUGGAAUCCUUGCUGACUGGGUUGGCCGCCACCCAGUGCUGAUCAUAUCGGUGCUGUUUAUGCUGGUGUUUGGUCUGACUGUGGCCUUCUCCGUCAACGUCCCCAUGUUCAGCACCCUGCGCUUCUUUGAGGGAUUCUGCCUGGCAGGGAUCACGCUUUCUCUAUACGUCCUCAGGAUCGAGCUGUGCCUGCCAGGAUGGCGUUUUUCCAUGACCAUGGUGGCCAGUUUUGUGGUGUUGGGUGGUCAGCUGCUGAUGCCCGGGGUGGCAUACCUCUGUCGCGACUGGCAGGUACUCCAAGCCGUCAUCAUCUGUCCCCUGCUGCUGAUGCUGUCCUACAUCUGGAUCUUCCCUGAGUCACUGCGUUGGCUGCUGGCCACCCAGCAGUACUGCCGCUCCAAGUGGAUCAUGGGACACAUAGCAAAGAAAAAUCGAGUGAACAUGGAGCUCGACCAUGAAAAUAUCCUCCCAGAACUGCAGAGAGCUCUUCAAAAGAAAUCCAAGAAGACGUGCAUUGUGAAGAUGGUUGGAACGAGAAACCUGUGGAAGAAUAUUGUUGUGCUCUGCGUCAACUCGCUAACAGGCUAUGGUAUCCACCACUGCUUUGCCCGCAGCAUGAUGGACCACGAAGCUCAGGAGACGACCAUGUUCCAUAACUUCUAUGCAGAUUAUUACACCAUGGCGGGCAUUGCUGUGGCAUCUUGCAUGGCGCUGUGCCCGGCGGUGGGCCUGAUGGGCCGGAGGGGUGGCCUUCUCAUGUUCAUGAUCAUCACUGCCCUGGCAUCACUGCUGCAGCUGGGCCUGCUCAAUUUGCUGGGAAAGUACAGUGGUCAUCUGAAUAUAGAUUAUACCAGCACGCUGAAUAAGAACUUCUCCAUCGCCUUCUCCAUCAUCGGCAUGUUCUCCUCCCACGCAGUCAGCAACCUGAGCAUCUUCUUCUGUGCUGAGAUCACACCCACUGUGAUCAGGGGUGGUGGGCUGGGCCUGGUCCUAGCCAGCGCUGGCUUCGGCAUGCUGACUGCACCCAUCAUGGAGCUCCACAAUCAGAAGGGCUAUUUUCUUCACCACAUUAUCUUUGCCUGCUGCACUCUCAUCUGCAUCAUCUGCAUCCUCCUGCUGCCCGAGACGCGCUACCAGCCCCUCCCCGAGACCCUGGCCGACGGCGAGAUCGGCCGCCAACCUCUCCUCCCCCCGAGGAAACCUGGAGAGCAGCGCCUCCUGCUGGCUCAAUCUGAGAGCAGCAGGGACUACACCAGGGUGCACGACACGCCUCUCCACGAAGCCGCCGCCACCGCAGUGUCCACCAUGGACUCCACCGCCUCUUCGGCUGUUGAUUUGACUGCCCCGUCGAUCGGGGAUAUGUCCGCUCCCACAUUCAUGGAGGUGCACCCUGGCAAGCCGGAGCUCAAAGACCCCAACGGUCACUCAGUUUCAUCUUUAACCACCAGUCCCCUCACAGCUCUGGGUAAAGACGGCAUCAUACAUGCCAGCAAAGAGCACCUUCUGUCUUCCACUCCUCUACACAAGCCUCCAUGUGUCACAGACCCACUUUUAGCUGGUGCUGAAGAACCUCCAGCAAUAGUCCUGGAUCCCGUCAAACCACUGGAGGAUUCUAUUUUUAUUGAAAUGAAUGAAAUCAGUCCAUCUCCGACAAAAGAGCCAGCCGCGUCCCCCUCAGUACACCGUUCCACUCCACCCCCCCCUCAAACUGUGCCCGCCUCCUUAUUGAUCUGCACCACACCCAUCAUCGAACCCCCGCCCAGCUCCACGUUAGAAUCCCCCAACCCGGUGGAGAAUGAGAUCGACGAGAUCACCCCGGAAUUUGACGCUCCUAUCCUAGAGGCAGAGUCCCCUACUCCAUCUAUGCAUGACAGCCUCCCUCCAUCCCCCACCCCCUCUCCGGUUCCCAUAACAGAUUGCAACAUUUCCGCUGACCCUCCACCACCAAGUUGUGCACACUCUGACAUUCCCAUCGAGUUAGAAAUCGUAGAAGAAUCUACACCCACUCCUUCCACUAGAGAUUCCCCCAUUCCUCCUGUCGUAGAGCCCCAACCACCACAGUUAGACCUGACCCCUCCCUCCCCUCCCUGUGUUAAUGAUAUAUCUCCCUGUCCCCCAACUCCCCCUAGACCCCCUAGCCCCCCUAGCCCAGUAGCUGUCUCCCCUUCACCCACUCCCCCUCCACCCAUUGACUCAGGCCAUACGCCCCCAGCGGCCCCUUCCACUCCCCCUCCCAUAGAUACUGUCAACACCACCGCACCGAUUCCCACUAUUCUCCCCGUCACAGACAUUGUGCACACCUCCACUCCAGAAUCUACUGCUCUGACUGUUCAGCCCACGCAGGAUUCAGCUGCCUCCCUCGGCGUAGAUUCAGCACCGACAUCCAUCACGGAUUCAGGCUCCACAGAAGCCCUCUCUCUAAUUGACUGCACCGUCUCCUCCCCCAUAGACUCUGGCGUCCUUUCCAUCAGGGACAGUGCCAGCACAGAAAACAACACUGUCAAUGGCAUGGAGUCGUUAUGAUCCAGUGCUGCAGCCAGGAAAGGAAGCUUUACGGUUGCACGAGGAAGCAGCCCCAUGCCACAUGAAUAACUGAGGAGGGGGGCGCAAAUUGUCCUACUCAAAACAUCAGGCACUUACUAAAAAGUGUCCCCACCUGGAGUUGAGUAGACAUGUCUUACAGAGAUGCUGUAUGUUUCUCAAUGCCCCCCCCCCUCCCCUUCCUGAAUUUAGCCAAUAAAUGAGACCACGCAAGUGAGAGAGUGCCAGAGGCUGGUUUGUGACAGUGUGUUUGAAUGUCACUGGAAAUCACCAGCCUAUAAACUUCUUUGAUGUAAAUGAAUGGGAAAUCACUGUCUGUCAGUCAUUUUAAGAGACUUACAACUUUACCCACAAUCACUGAGAGGAAAGGUGAGACAUGCAAUGAUGCUAAAAACAAACAAACAAACAAAAAAAAAAAAAAUCAAAUCACUGGUACUUUUGCUCAAAUGAAUUGUCCGUCUAACAUAUUUGUAUAAAAAUAUCGCCUUACUUGUAUGGACAAAAAAAAAUCUGAAUGUUACAACAUACUCUAUGCCGUUACAGAGGUGAACAAUCCAAAUUGGGGUGUUUUUUUUUCUAAAUAAAAAGCCAAAAACUACUCUGACCAAAAUUAAAUGUAGACAUAGUGCCAAAAUUAGUAUAAAUACAGUAUUUGCCUGUUUGGGGAAAUACUGUUUAGUGCAGUCCCCUGCCAUAGACUGUAUGUGGAUUAAAGUAAAUCAGAUGAACCCUUUUCCAAAGUCAAAAUUAAAUUGUUUAUCAAAUUAAUAAAAGACUGAAAGCUCUAUCAUUAUUUGAUAAAUUAGAAAUGAGAGAUGAGAUUGCUAAAUUUGCUUUCAUAAACACAUGUUUCGUUGUAUGAACAACGAUAUUAGAAAAAAGAAAGACCCAUAUUUUGUCGGUCUGAAAAAACUUUUAUUUUUCCAAUCGUUUCAGUCAAUGGAAUUUAUGGUAUGCAAAUGCUUUUAUUUGUAAAUGUGAUAUUGUAAGUAAAUGCAUAAUUAGUUGUUGAGCUUGAUUCAGUCUUUUCUUUUUCUUUUCAAAUUCAAAGUAUUAUUUUGAAUAAUCUCCCAUGGCGUGCCCUUAUUGUACAGAGCUAUACUACAUUCUUACAGUAUUUCUGGCACUUCAGUGUGGUGCCACCAUAUUCUUUGCAGUUGGGACAAAGCAUGAAAAAUAAUUGUGAACGUGUCAGCGAAACAAAUCUUAAAAAGCAAACUUUAAAAAAAGACACAAAAGCUAUUUUUGAAAUGAAACCAAUGGAUGACAAAAAUGUUCGAUGUGACUGCAACAGCAUCACUAACCUUCAGUGUGUUUUCCAAAUCAUGCUCUGGUAUUAACAUAGUUUAUGUAUGUCGAUGUGUUACAUGUGCUACAUACAUUCACUACAUUUACCUUUAAAAAAAAAAAAAAAAAAAAGCAAUAUGUCAUAUGAUAUAUUUAUCAAUGACAUUUAAAAAAACUACAGGUCAAAUCUUCAUUUAAAGGCAGUAAAACCUAUUCAUGAUCUUAAAUUGACAAACUUGCUUCAGGAGGCACUUUCUCUUCCAAAGCUUGUGUCCGUUUGUGGACAGUGUUAUACUUGACUUGUGUGUAACUUGACAGUUGUGGUUACACGCUGCAGGCUGUACUAUUUGUCAGAAAGUUGUGUGAUUAUGGUUAGACCACUGUUUACAACAAUAAUAAUAAUGAUAAAUAAUAAUUACACUUUACUGUAAAACUUAAAGAGCCAACUGAAUGAUGUCUUGUCAUUUCAAAUGUGAUAAAUCUUUCUCACGGUAUGUCAUAUUACAUUUAUCCAGGGUACUGGUGACUAAUUAAGGUGUUGUUCAGGAGUGCUAAGACAAUACCCGACUGGUGUUGUUCACAUCAUCUUGUGAUGACAGGUACUUAACUCAUCAAAAUCCUCUUUUGUUUCAUCAAAGGUGCACUGACAGAGGUGCUGCAUAUCUAUAGGGUAUCUGAAUGAUUGAGCAAACCUGCUUGUGUUUUUUUUCUCUCCUCAAAUGCAGCUUGAAUCAGUAUGAAAGUUGUUUUUUUUUCCGAUUGAUCCAUUGAUCUUUUUAAUAGAUCAUAACAAACUUCCAUUGAGAUUCAUGUGAACAUGUAAUGUCUAACAUGCCAUGCUGCUAAGCCUCAAAGCACAAUGCCCUGCAAUCAUGUGAUGUCAAAUUUGGUGGAGCUUGGCGUCUUGACAGUAAAAAAGAAAAAAAAAGGGAAAGUGGAGUGGGAUUUUGAAUACAGAAAUUACUAGUAACACAUUAAGUUUUGCAAUAGACCCACAUGUAAUCUACUUAGUGGAAGAGGGUGUUGACACUGGAUUUAAUAAGGAAUUCUUGGCAUCUGCAGUAAUGAGUGGGUUGACUGCAGUGGUCAGUAGCUUCACAUUGCUCUGAGUCCUCGUUGUCUGUGAGUCUCUCUGUCUGUGUGUGUGUGUGUAUUGCAGAAAUUGAACUGUGUAUUGCCAAAAGCCCACGCAACACCAAUGUAAAGACAGUGACACAGCACAAUUCAACCAGUGUCUUCUCUAAGAUCUGUUGCUUCCAUUUUCACAACGCCCAUGCAGCUUUUUCCCAAUGCUGAUGGGUGUAAUUUAUCUGGAGUAAAAUUUAAAGUACAAAUCAGUAAAAGCAAUCCAAAGCAAUGUUGGCACCAGCGAUAGCGUGGACUAAGAGACAGUGAUCAGUGUAAAAGCAAAAAAGCAAAAAAAAAAAGAAGAAGAAUGGCUUAUGCCUUUGUAAAUAGUCAAUGUGUGGAAACGCCCAGCGCCGCUAAGAUGAAGGAUCGUGACAUGGACUGAUGGAUAGUUUUGAAUUUAGAUAAAACUCUCAGAGACAUGAAGACAUGAAGUCCCCAAGUGUACACAUUUCAGGUUUUGCUUCUCUCAACUGUGCGACUCAGAAUCUCCUGAUGGGAGAUUUGAAUGAAUGUAAAAAAAAACAUGGAUUGUACCAUUUAUAAUUUCUGAUUGUUUGGUUUCAUUUUGUUUUCGUUUUAACAGACAUAAUGCACUUGUAUAUAAGCCAUACCUGUUGUUAAAAUAAACCACUAUUUAUUGAUCAA
Molecule: messenger RNA, 6612 nt
Organism: Centropristis striata (black sea bass)
Lineage: Eukaryota; Metazoa; Chordata; Actinopteri; Perciformes; Serranidae
Product: solute carrier family 22 member 23-like
Exons: 10
Coding region: 487-3531 (1014 amino acids)
Biological process (GO): transmembrane transport
Cellular component (GO): membrane
Molecular function (GO): transmembrane transporter activity
Source: RefSeq, a predicted model, not a curated record